This is a messenger RNA of Penicillium odoratum, 1209 nucleotides long. RefSeq lists its product as uncharacterized. Bases 1 to 1209 code for a protein of 402 amino acids. The record is from RefSeq and is a predicted model, not a curated record. NCBI's taxonomy places the organism in Eukaryota, Fungi, Ascomycota, Eurotiomycetes, Eurotiales, Aspergillaceae. The transcript has a single exon.
AUGGAACAGCAAACCUUUCGCCGCCGCGGCCUCGGUCUCCGCGGCGUCGACAAACAACAAGUCUCACCGGGCUAUGUCCUCUACUCCCCCCUAACAUCAAACACGGCUCACCUCGUCUCAACAACCGGCGAAGAAGUUCAUCGCUGGACCCUCCCCCACCGCGCGGGUCGCCACUCCCGCAUCCUACCAAACGGCACACUCGCCUACAAUGGCGUGCAUCCAGAGUCCCCCCCUCUCUUCCCCAUGUGGGCGAAAUACCGCGGCGGGAUGAUGAUGCAGCUAGACCCUGCCGGAAACAUCCUGCGCCAAUACUCUGAUCCCUACGCACACCAUGAUCAAAAUCAUCUGGACGAUGGAACGAUCCUCUACACUACGCUUGAGCCCCUCACGGCUGAAGAAGCGGCCCGCGUCAAGGGUGGGAUUGAAGGCAGCGAAGCACCUUCUGGAACUAUUUACGCGGACUGUAUUAAGCUUGUGGAUCCCUGGUCUGUCUCGAAUGUAUCGUCGUCUUCGGACUUUGACGGUUCCGGCGGGAAGGGAGGUGCUAAGUUACUCUGGUCCUGGCGUGCGAUUGACCAUCUUGAUACGAGUGACUUUGCUGCUCAUUCGCAUUAUCCACGUGAGCACUGGCCGCUGAUAAAUAGUGUUGCAUUCAACUCGUAUGGGAAUAUCAUUGCCUCGACCCGCAAUGCAUCUUCUGUUUUUGUUAUUGAGCGUGCGUCGGGUGAGGUUGUAUGGACCGUUUCUGCGCCGCAGGUAUGCCAGCAGCACUGUGCACAUCAGAUCAAUGAUGCGGGGGAUAUACUUGUUCUCGAUAACGGGGUGUUCAGACCUGGUGUCUCUGUGCCGUUCUCCAGAGCUGUGAUUAUCUCCUCGGAGAAAAAGGUGAAGUGGGAAUAUAAGGAUUUCUCGACUGGUGGAUUGGGCUUUUUCACGCCUUUUAUGGGGUCUGCUCAGCAGUUGCGGAAUGGAAAUUUUCUGAUUUGUGAGGCGGCCACUGGGCGUAUUUUUGAAGUCACAGUGGGUGGGGAUAUGGUUUGGGAGUUUGUUGUGCCGCAGUUGAAGGAUUAUAAGGGCGUUAUGAGGGAUGAAGAGCUUGAGGAGAUGGAGCGCAUUGGAUUUUCGAAUCAGAGCAAUGCGGUUUUUAGAGCUUAUAAGUAUCUUCCGGAGGAGAUUCCGUGGCUGGGAGCCUUAUUGAGCGAUGCGUAG